AUGUGGAAUUCUUUCGUAGGAUUUUUUACUUUAAACAUACUUAUUUUAGGUGAAUCAAUUGAUAACAAACAUAUAAUAACUGAUGUACAGGCAAUCGUCAACAUAGUCGCUGGAACAGCAUCACUUCCACAGGUAUAUGAAGAGACUGUUUACACCCAAAGCAUUUGUCCAAACUGUCAUUCCUCAUAUUGGAGCUUAGUGAAAGACAAAUAUGAAUAUUUGCGCUCGUAUCCACAUUGUCCGCGCUGUGGUCAUAAACUUGAAUUAAAUGAUAUUAUUGAGGAUCACGAUGUAAUUGGUGCUGUAGUCACUUUUAUACAAAAGGGUAAUUUGGCAAAUGCUAAAUUCCAAUUGACACAUAAAGCACUAAAAACGCGAAAUAUAAAACAAGUAAUUCAAAAAGUAGAUAUGGUGAAAUCUGAGUUGUGA
This is a messenger RNA of Adineta ricciae, 429 nucleotides long. The record is from the annotation of a GenBank genome assembly. Lineage: Eukaryota; Metazoa; Rotifera; Eurotatoria; Adinetida; Adinetidae.